Molecule: messenger RNA, 552 nt
Organism: Papaver somniferum (opium poppy)
Lineage: Eukaryota; Viridiplantae; Streptophyta; Magnoliopsida; Ranunculales; Papaveraceae
Product: zinc finger protein ZAT11-like
Exons: 1
Coding region: 1-552 (183 amino acids)
Source: RefSeq, a predicted model, not a curated record
AUGGAAGAGAGCAUAGCAGCAACCAUGGCGAAGUGUUUAAUGUUAUUAUCACGUGACCGAGGGGACAUUGACCAUCAAUCUGCUGUAAUUCAGCAACAGGCAACGCCCACAAGCACCCAAAGUCGUAUGUACGAGUGCAAAACAUGUAAUAAACAAUUUUCGUCAUUUCAAGCACUAGGAGGAUAUAGAGCGAGUCACAACAAAUCUCGGUUAAUGGAACUGUACUCAUUAGACAAUCAAAGGAUCAGUUAUAAUCAGCAGCAAGCGAAGAAACAGAAGAUUCAUGAGUGUUCAAUUUGUGGUUUAAAGUUUUCUAUUGGACAACCAACAAUAGGAUUGUCAUCUGAUAUUACUCGUAUGGGAAGACACGGAGCUGCGAUGACUGAGUCUUCGUCAGCAACGGAAAGAGGACCACCAACAAUAGGAUUGUCGUCUGAUAUUACUCGUCAAAAAGAAGAACCAUUGAAGAGAUCAAAUAGCAGCAGGAGAGUCGUUAGUUAUUUGAAUUUGGAUUUAAGCUCAUCUCUUUUUCCCUUAGAUGAUAGGGCAUGA